AGCGAGUUGAGUAAGGUACGCAGCUCACAGUGAACGUCACUAGCAACAGGAUAACACAAUUCAACCAAGGACUUGGUUCAACGAAUUCGGGAAGAAGUUAUUGUUGUCAGAUAAUUUCAGAAGAGAAGGAGGAAGUUUGCUGAUUGCAAAUCGUCAACAGAAGAGGAGACAACGACAGAUUGCCGAAUCUAUUGGUGACAGCUUGAAGUGGCCAGCUAGAGUUUGGGUGGAAUCUGGCAAAAAUUGGCUCUCGCCAGAUUGUUUUUUUUUUUUAAACUCUGAAUCAUCAGUGAAUGGCAUUGCAUUAGAAUAUUCACCUGUCCCCACAGACCAUAAGACUACAACAGAUGUGAUAAAUGUUUUUGGUGAUGAUACAUUUUCAUGGCUAUUUACCCUUUCUGAGUUGUAUUGGUUACUUUUAAGAUCACAUUAAUUUCAUCUUUUAAAGUAACGAGUAUAGAGAGUAAACUAUCCAGUAUUGCAUUUUAAUUUGGCUUGCAACAAGGGGAAAAAGUUAAUUGUGGCAGGUUUUUUGAGUAGCUAACAGUUUGCAUUAAUAGGAAAGAACUUAUAAGAUAGGCUUUAGUGAUGUUUAGAAUUUAAUAUUGGAAUCAGUUGCUCAUAUUUUGCUUUUAUGUUAUAUUCAAUAUUUUCUCUACAUGAGAGUAGUAACAUGUGCUGUUUACACUUAUUUCACUAGUAUUAUCUUACAAGUAAUUGUUUAGAGUAAAUAUUCUGAUACCUUUUUCACUGCUACUAGUGCAAAAGUAACAAGAGGACAGACUGAAUAUUCUACUUCUUUGCCUGAAGAAGGAUACAAAAUUCAUUAUCUGCCAUGGCUGACCCUACUGAAACAGAGAGAUUGUCUCAAAUAAGAGAUUAUUCAGUGUCCAACCAAAAUGAAUUAAGAAUUAUCAAUGAUAUGCCAGAUAGUAGACCUAUUGUGAGAGAAACAUCCAGCUGUCAGAUAGAAGAUAAUAAUGAAGAAAUGGCGUUGGAUGGUAACGUACAAGCAAGACAAGCAAUGGAUGGAACAGGGGCACCGUCGAACAAUGUCGUCAACACAUCACAGAGUGGAAACUCUGCACAACUAGCAAGUCCGGAUCAUGCACACCACCAAACAAAGCAACAAGAACGACAAAGUGCACGAACGUCAUUCGAAAAUGAGCUUAAAUCCGUGUACCAACAAGUCGGGACGCUGUCCAUAGUUAUGUUUCAUAGCUUUGUGGUGAUAAUUAUAAAUUGCAGCGCAACUUUGGCGGAGAGGUAUAAACAUGUGGACUUUGACAGGUUGCUACUUGAUAAUUGUAGACAGAAUCCACAGAAAAUCCUGGACCUUCUUGCAGCAGUUACCAUUCUAGAAAAAUAUGCUCGAAAUCUGCUGAAACCUGUGCGACCAGCUUUUUGGACGGUUGUCAAGUUUUCCAAUGGGAUCUUCAAGACAAAAGUAGACGUAAUUCAAGGGUCAAGAAAGGUUCUUCAUAAACUUGGCUAUACCGUAGUUGCUCCAGACGGCCUUGCCUUCCCAGAGGAUAAGAAAGAACCAGAUAUUGACAUGGUUGUUGGCGUUGCUGCAGACCUGAUCCAGGCACGGCUUGAAUUAGAGAUGAUAAUAUGCGGCACGCAUCCCCAACCUGAAACAAUGUACAUACAUAUUCCUAUGGAAAUGUUCCAACAAGCUGAACAACUUGCUAAAGACCAGUACUACCAAAGGCAGAGAGAGCAGGCCAGCCUAGCUUACUCUGGACAACAGGGUUCAGAGUCUGUUGGAGCAGUUCCUGAGUCUCCUAAAGAACUUGGACAUGUAGCUAAAGACUUUGUGCAACCACCUGCUCUUGAACAUCAACAAAUUAUAGCACCUGUUACAACAUCUGAAGUCAAGAACUGUGAAGUAUGUGAGGAGCCAGCCAUCCAGUGGUGUAGAAAUUGUGAAGCAGCCCAUUGUCUCACAUGUGACUCACAACUCCACAAGCACAAGACUAGAAGGUCCCAUGUCCGAGUACCCAUUGACAAAAUGCAUGAACCACCAGGCGAACAGGAGUCACAAGUACCUGUAAAUCAGCACCGGUCCCUGCCAUUACGGACGAGUCCAUCACAGAUAUCCCCUGACAAGGUGGCUACAGUCACUCCUAAUGUACUGUCAGGCGUAUCCCUUGGUGGACAGCCCUUGGAUGUGGCAUCUGGUGUUAAACCUAGUCAGUCUUUGAGUCCACAGCCUGCUAGGACAGUGGCUAUCACACCUGCAGCAGCACCACAAGCCCAUGCAGGCCCUCAGAUACCAGAUCUCAGUAGAAGGGUGAUGAAGUUUGAGAUCGAGAUUGCGAAGUACAGAGUUGAGAUCGAAGAAAUAAACGAGAGGCAGAGCAAGUUCUCAGAGGCGACUCCCGAGUUUGUGGAGUUAGAGAAGAAGAGGCAAAAUCUGCUGAAGCAAAAAGCGAUGGUUGAGGAAGCCCUGAGACAACUCACUGGUACAGAAAGGAGAAUGGAGAGGCAGCAACAACAACAGCAACAGCAACAAGCAUACAUGGGUCAACAACAGCAAGCAUACAUGGGUCAGUCCCAGAGAACUGAUACACAGCAUGCAGGACCUGCCUUGCCUCAAGGAACAUAUCAGGCUGUUAACUUUGCUCAAGGUCAAGGUCAAUUUGUCCAGCCUCAAGGUCAACAUCCUCACCCCCAACAGCAACAGUGGCAGAACUUUGCAGGCCCUCAGAACAUGGCAGCAAUGUGGGGACAACAGCAGGCUCCCAUAAGACAACCAUACACGCUACAGUACAGACAUCCACCACAAGAGUUUGAAGCCCCAUCCAGGCCACAGAUGUCUUUCUCUGAAAUCACUUGCACUCGCUGUAGACACUCCAAUCCGAUUGUCAACAUCACCUGUGGGGUCUGCAAUGCCAAGCUGCCUUUGAUUGACAGCAGACUGAUGCAGCACGACUCCAGGUUCUUACCUGAGCCAAGACCAUCCAUGAGGGAGCUUGGCUUACCAGAAGUGCUGAAGCCACCCCCUUCUAUGGAAUGGAAGCCUUCACAGAGUCCCAAAGUCCCAGCACCAUUGGCAGCAAGUCAAACAUCUGAGCAAAGACCCUACAGAGCUGAUGCUGUGCCCUUUCAGAAGGCAGAAGAUAUCAUAAGGAGACCUCCUAUGGAACAGCCUACAGCAGGGUUGGGACAGAGCAAUGUUGGACAGACUGCUGCAGCUAGUAAUAAGGAAACCCACAAACAGGGGCAGGAUGCUGAAUCUCAUACAGCCAAAUCACAAGUCAUCAAACCAGCAUCACCACCAUUGGUAUCAUCUCAGAGUACUGCUUCGAAACCUCUUUCACCCAGCAAGUCAAAAGGGUACUCCCAGAAAUGGCACUGUGAGGCAUGCACAUUUAUCAAUGAGCGAGAUACCAGGAUUUGUGCUAUGUGCAACAAGACAAGUGACAACCCACAGUUCAUAAAAGGGACAGAAGAACAGAUACAGGAGGUGUCAGUCACUGGGGAGGCUAUCACAAAUGUGGGAGAAUCUCUGUCACAACUGAAUCUGGAGAGGAGUGCACCAUCUGGGAAGAGGCCAGAGACAAUGGGUGGUGACUUGACACCAGUGGAUACACCUGCAAUGUUACCUGGAAAAGCUGAAUCUAGAGUUCCUGGUGGGACUAUCUCUGAGAUCCAGGAUCAGAUUUGGAGGGAGAAGCAGCUGGCUAAGAAGGAGGAUGAGGAACGACAGAGAGCGUCCCUGUCUCCUGCACCACUCAUGUCCAGACCACCAGACACUGCAGCACAGGGGGUCACUGACAUACCUGACUCACCCAUGGCUGAAAGACAGCCAGACCUGUCAUCUUUGGGUCAGCAAGGAGAGGUGGAAAGGAGACCCAUGAACAUCCGGGAACUACAGGAAAGGAAAAGACAAGAAGACAUGAGGACAGAGGGACUACAGAUGAUCAAAUGGUUCAGAGCAGCAGAGAAUGCAGGCUUUCUCCCAGAAGAGGUGCAAGCAGCUCUGCUCCACUGUGAAAACGGCGACCCUGUACACUGGCUAAAGGAAAACUGGCAGGAGCUUGUGUCGAGUGUGGCAGCACAGGCAACAGAGGAAUCGAAGAAGUUGAAGACAAACAUAGUCGGAGUCAUCACCACACAGGAAGCAGCGGAAGCUCUGAGAAAACAGGAAGGAGACAUUGCCAAAUCCAUCAAAGAGUGCAUCGACUGCAGACGGAAAAAGUUCAUCUAUGUGAUGGAGUUCCAGGAGUUUGAGCAGGAUCAGGUCCUUGCGGCUCUACAGGAGAACUGUGGUGAUGCAGAGAAGGCCAUCCAGGCCAUACAACUGGAACAACUGAGACCGUUCGAGGAGCACAUCUGGAAAGAGGACGAAAACCGCAACAGAGUCGAGUUGAAGCCAGGGGACUUUGAGAGAAAUGUAAGAAUGCUGUUAUGUCAGUUCAACCUCCCAUCUUGGGGCAGGGCUGAACAGGCAGUGAAGUUGAUUGAGAGUGGAGAGUACGAUGAGUAUGACUUUGAGGACAUCAUCGAGGCUGUGCGGUCCUGUCAGGGUCUAGAAUCAUGUAAAAAGUACCUGCAGCACGAGUGUCAGGUCUGCACGGACGUGCUGCCACAACAUAAGCUGCUGGUACUGACCCACUGUAGCUGUGAAGUCUGUGUGUCCUGUAUGAAACAGUACUUCACCAUCACCAUCAGGGACAAGAACAUCAAGGACAUGGUCUGUCCUGUCUGUAGUCAACCUGAUCUCGACGAUGAUGAAGAUGCAGAAUCCGAGUUUUUCAACCUUCUUGAUAUCAUGCUAAAGAAUAUUUUGGAUGAUGAUGUCCAUGAACUCUUCCAACAAAAGCUAAGGGACCGGACACUGAUGAAACUACCUAACUUCAGAUGGUGUUCAAAUUGUUCAUCAGGUAUGAUUAAUGAUCAGCCUGAGCAGAGACUGAGGAUGCUGUGUGCAGACUGUGGAAGGUCUACUUGUUACAAAUGCAAGAAGCCGUGGGAAGAGCAGCAUGAAAACAUCACCUGUGAAGAAUUCCAGGCAUGGAAGGAACUUAAUGACCCUGAGUUCCAGGCUGCAGGGUUGGCAGCCAUACUGAAUGACUGUGGAAUAGAUUGCCCGAACUGCAAGUUCCGAUAUGCCCUUGCCAAAGGUGGCUGUAUGCAUUUUAAAUGUGUACAAUGCAAGCAUGAGUUCUGCUCCGGAUGCUACAACACCUUCAGACAUAACUGUACCAGAUUUUCCUCCUGUGCGAGGAAGGGUCUCCAUGCCCAUCACCCUAGAGACUGUCUGUUCUACAUGAGGGACAGAGACCCUAUCCAACUACAGAGACUGUUACAGGACAAUGGAAUUGAGUAUGAUACUGAACCUCCAGCUGCUGCCCAGACUGCAGAAGACCAUGAAACAGGUGGGAACAGGUGUAAGGUCAUGGAACAAAAGGAAACCAAUGAUGGCCUCCGAGAUGACUAUUGUGGUCUUGAAGCACCUGCUGGACAUGCAGGGCUAUGCAAGCUCCACUACAAUGAGUACCUUGUUGGACUGAUAAAUACCCACAAGAUAGACCCAGUGGUAAUCAUGGACACUGAUGAGCUCAGAGCUCUUCUUCUGAGAGAAGAACGACAGGUACCCCAACCACAGAGGAGAGAGGGGGAGAGGGCCUUCUGGCAGAGACUGGUUCAGGAGGUGCAGCAGAGGUUGCCACUGCCACCCCAGCCUCCUCGGGGACGAGAUCACACCUAACCAACAUCUCAUGGUCUGCAGCCUAACAUCCAUCUGCUUCCUUCCUGGUAAACAAAAGCCUAGGUACCUGCCAGCUUCUCAGCGCAGUAUAACCUGCAGCCAUAGCUCCGCAAAUGACAGCACUACCAGCUCUGUGUUCAACAUACACAGACAGGAGCCAUAUUAGCCUGGGUUACACCAUCUCUCGCUGCUCAGGGGUUACAUUAUAUACUAGUAGCCCCCUUGACCGGUUACUCAGGCAUGCUGCCAGGAGCACACUAGGAGCCAUCCAUAUGCACACCACAAAAUCUGCCAGGCCUAUUACUACUGGAAAAUAACACCUCACACAGCAAACACACAGCUUUGCAGUCAGUCAGGUAGUAGAUCUGUGAAAAAAUUACUUGGAGUGACCUGGAAGGAUGCAGAAGGAUGUUGGAGACAGGAGACCAGACAGUGGUAACGUGAGGAUGGGAAAGCUGCAGAAGAGAGUUAUGGAAUGAUAAGAAGAAGAGAAGAUAAAAUUUACUUGAAAGGCAAGGAAUGGAUGAAGGAAGAUGCCUGAAGAUGCCUGGAGACAAUGGAUCAAAGUGAUAAUUUGGGGACAAAGGAGAGAAGAGCAAUCCCUUGCCAGCACAUACUCUGAGGCAUUGCGAACAUCCAUUGCAAGGAAUUUAUAAUGUUGGUGGCUUUGACAAAAAAACAGAGUAACCAGUGACUCGACAGAAUGUACAGAGUACAGAUAUGACACCUCAGUCAGCUUGAAGCAAGUUAGAUGAGAUGGAAAGUUUUGUGAAGAUUGCCACACAAUGUGGUUGCUGAGGAAGAGCAAAGACCGACUGCAAAGCACUGCUGUGUUCCUGCUGUGUUUUCUUUGAAGACCCUGGCAGUUCCUGCAUGAUGUUGCAGAUUUUCAUUGCAUGUGUUGACUUAUUACAACAUUGGCAUGAAAACAUGGUGCAUGGUGGCUACAGAAUACAGUGCCAUAUCAAGCCUGCAACUGUGCUGUAAAAAUGUGAGCUUUCACAGCAGCAAUACAUACUACAUCGUAUUACUAGUAUUCAGUGACACCAUACUCAGAAGAACAACAUCUCUGUAAAACAGCAAUCCCCUCACAUGAGAUGAAAGAUGACACCAAGAUAACUGAAGUCACACAUCUGAUGCCUGGCUUUGUGCAUACAUAUCUACAGUUAACUUGGAACCUGAGGAGAUGAAAUGCCAUCCUUGGAACAGUUCUACCUGACAAUCCUGUAGAAGCUGUGACAAAGGCAUGAGAAAUAGUAGCAGACAUGUCACUGUUACUGUACAUACAAAGUGAAGUGGAAAAAGGACCACAUAUUACAUAUAUUGCAAAUGGAAAUCCUUACCAAGUGAAGUGAAACUUAUCUUUGUGAUAACCUUGAUACCGAUACCGGCUUGAAGUGAUGAACUAUGGAAAGAGUUCCUUAUGGAUGAACAUUACAUUCAUGGUUGAUGAGCAAUUCAAGUCAAGAUCCCUCUGUCAAGGAGGUAAAGACAUGAAGGAUGGAAUUUGAACAUUCUGGAGUUGCAUUCUUUGUAUAUACUGAUAUUCAGCUAGUUAAUACAGACAAUAACUGAUGCAUGGAAAUCAUCUCCCUUGGAUGAAACAGAUAAAACAUUGCCCAUUUUGAGGACAACAGAGGCAUUACCUGUCAUGUGCCAUUGGUGGAUGAUAGCUGUGCUAAUGUCAGCUGAAGUUGCUGGAUUCCAGACAUGGUAUUGCCAUAAGGAUAUCUUCAUGGAUCCCCCUGACUGUCCAGUUGAGGCUGACACAGUUGUCGUCAUGCCUCCAGUAUUUGGUAGAUUCCAGAUAUGGCAGAGAUGAGGAUGUCUUAAUGUCUUUGUUACUCUUGGAGCCCCCAGACUGUCCAGUUGGGAGUGAGAAGUCGUCGACAUGUCUCCAGUAUUCGGGGAUUCCAAACUUUAAUAGAGAUGAGGCUAUCUUUACUACCCAUGGACCCGAAGGCUAUCCAGUUGAUGCUGACAAGUUGUUGACAUGCCUUCAGUAUUAGGGGAUUCCAAACUUUAAUAGAGAUGAUGCUGUCAUCACUACCCAAUACCCAUGGACCCGAAGGCUGUCCUGUUGAUGCUGACAUGUCAUCGACAUGGCUCCAAUAUUAGGGGAGUCCAAACUUAGUAGAGAUGAGGAUGUCUGUAUUAACGAUGGAGCCCCCAGACUGUACUGUUGAGGCUGACAAGUCGUUGACAUGCCUCCAAUAUUAGGGGAUUCCAAACCUUAUUAGAGAUGAUGCUGUCAUCACUACCCAUGGACCUGAAGGCUGUCCUGUUGAUGCUGAUAAGUCGUCGACAUGGCUCCAAUAUUAGGGGAGUCCAAACUUAGUAGAGAUGAGGAUGUCUUUAUUACCCUUGAAGCCCCCAGACUGUACUGUUGAGGCUGACAAGUCGUUGACAUGCAGUCAGUAUUCGGGGACUGGUGGGUAGGUGAACUGUUCACCAUGCUUCAGCAUCAUGGAAUACCGGUAUGCAAGCUGAUGACUGUACAUGUAUGACUGUAUGUACUGUGACUGUAUGAUAAUACAAAAGGCUUACUGAGUCGCCACAGCUACCAAA
Molecule: messenger RNA, 8287 nt
Organism: Branchiostoma belcheri (Belcher's lancelet)
Lineage: Eukaryota; Metazoa; Chordata; Leptocardii; Amphioxiformes; Branchiostomatidae
Product: E3 ubiquitin-protein ligase RNF31-like
Exons: 20
Coding region: 836-5719 (1627 amino acids)
Biological process (GO): protein linear polyubiquitination
Cellular component (GO): LUBAC complex
Molecular function (GO): ubiquitin protein ligase activity; K63-linked polyubiquitin modification-dependent protein binding; K48-linked polyubiquitin modification-dependent protein binding
Source: RefSeq, a predicted model, not a curated record